Molecule: messenger RNA, 589 nt
Organism: Branchiostoma belcheri (Belcher's lancelet)
Lineage: Eukaryota; Metazoa; Chordata; Leptocardii; Amphioxiformes; Branchiostomatidae
Product: growth hormone-inducible transmembrane protein-like
Exons: 4
Coding region: 146-589 (147 amino acids)
Cellular component (GO): mitochondrial inner membrane
Source: RefSeq, a predicted model, not a curated record
AUUGGUGGUAGUUCUGUGUUACUAUGGACUGGGACUGUCCAGUGAGCCAGGGGCACUGGAGAAGUCUGUGUAAGUAUUGGUGGUAGUUCUGUGUUACUAUGGACUGGGACUGUCCAGUGAGCCAGGGGCACUGGAGAAGUCUGUGAUGUGGCAGGACUAUGUGAAGGCGCGGAUCAGGGACACCUACAUGUACUUCGGCGGGGGGAUCGUGGUGACGGCAGCGACGGCCGCCGCGGUCUUCAGGAGCCCCGCCAUGCUCAACCUGGUCGCUAAGAACUCCUGGCUGGCCAUCGGAGCCACUUUCGCAGCGAUCAUCGGAACCAACAUGAUCACCCACUCCAUUCCCUACUCCCCCGGCUUCGGGGCUAAGCAGCUGGCCUGGCUGACACACGCGGCAGUGAUGGGGGCCGUGGUCGCGCCGCUGUGUUUCAUCGGAGGACCCAUCCUCAUGCGAGCUGCCUGGUACACUGCUGGGAUCGUGGGAGGUCUGUCAGCUGUUGCGGUGUGUGCUCCCAGUGAGAAGUUCCUGAACAUGGGCGGACCAUUGGCCAUCGGGUUGGGUGUUGUCUUCAUGGCUUCCAUUGGUUAG